AUGGCUACGGUUUGUGAGCUUGUCCAGUUGCCAGUUGGAAGUGAAUGUGGAAAGUGGACAAUUCUGAAGAAGCUCGGAGAAGGCGCAUUCGGUGCCGUGUAUUUGGUCAAUCAAAAAGGGAAAACCGACGUAGAAUAUGCAUUGAAAGUGGAAGCAGAAUCUGAUCCAUUGGGUCUUCUUAAAAUGGAAGUUGCUGUUCUUUUGGAAGUUCGAAAACAGAAAAUUGCGGGUCGCCACUUUUUGGAACUCGCUGAUCGCGGAAACUUGCCGGGAAAAUUCUACUAUAUGGUGAUGACAUUGGUUGGAAAAAGUUUGCAGGAUCUUCGCAAAACGGCUCCAUUCAACAAAUUCUCCAUGGGAACCGCCAUUUCAGUAGCCAGACAAUCAUUGGAAGCAGUCGAGGAUUUGCAUAACAUUGGAUUUCUGCAUCGAGACAUUAAACCAGGAAAUUAUACGAUUGGACGAAAAGAAAUGCAUGAACUCAGAAAGGUGUACAUGUUGGAUUUCGGAAUGGCUCGUAAAUUCGCUCGAGAAGACGGAACUCUCCGUAAUCCACGUGCACGUGCUGGAUUUCGUGGGACCGUAAAAUAUGCUCCAUUGGCGUGUCAUAUCCAACGCGAACAAUGCCGAAAAGAUGACAUCGAAAGUUGGUUGUACAUGGUGGUUGAAAUGACUUCUGGACGUCUUCCGUGGCGUAAUUUAACUGAGUCUGAUGACGUUGGAGUAUUCAAAAAAGAGUGUAAAACUACUCGUCAACGAUGUCUUUUCGGUGGUUGUCCUCGUGAAUAUAUGGAAGUUUUUCCUAUUUUGGAUAAGGGAAAAUUCUUCGACGCACCGGAAUACAAGACAAUUUAUGAACUACUUGAAAAGGCACUGGCCAACACAAAAGCAAACGAAUUUCCGUAUGAUUGGGAGUAG
Caenorhabditis remanei is the source of this 918-nucleotide messenger RNA. RefSeq lists its product as uncharacterized. Gene Ontology annotation, molecular function: protein serine/threonine kinase activity; ATP binding. The transcript has 3 exons. Lineage: Eukaryota; Metazoa; Nematoda; Chromadorea; Rhabditida; Rhabditidae. Gene Ontology annotation, cellular component: nucleus; cytoplasm. Bases 1 to 918 code for a protein of 305 amino acids. Gene Ontology annotation, biological process: peptidyl-serine phosphorylation; signal transduction. The record is from RefSeq and is a predicted model, not a curated record.